AUGACAUCAUUGGAAAGAUCAGAAAUGACGUCAUUACAACCAUCAGAUAACUCUAUUCGUGGUCUUUGGCGGCAGUUCAGGGAUUCCUCAUCUUUACACGGACUCUCUCACAUCUCAAAGGAAAGAACUUUUGUUCGAGGGAUAAUCUGGUUUAUUCUCGUGAUAGUCAUGGGGAUUUCGCUGACAUUAACUUUAUAUAACCUCAAGCUGGAAUAUUUCUCAUACCCAACGUUGACAAUUUUAAACAUCAAAAUGGAGGAAGAGAUAACUUUUCCCGCUGUAACUGUAUGUAAUAUUAGUCCCUACAAAAUGUCAAAGUUAAAUCCGGACGAGGCCACAAUGGAUUAUUUAGAGAGAGGCAGUAAUAUUGGAUCUUUUGUUCCACCAUUGAAUUUCAGUGAUCCCAAGUAUUUACCGUUAUAUGAGAACGGUACGGAAGAUUGGUUGGUUAACAUUAGUUACAGUGUAAGCGACAUGUUUAUUGCAUGUAAAUGGAAGGAAACGGUAUACUUCGAUUGUACCAAGUUGUUCACUCCGUAUAAGACUGAGUGGGGACUAUGCUUCUCCUUCAAUGGUCUUGAUACGAGGGAACCCAGAAGAACACAUUACACUGGAAGCAUUCUGGGAUUGACGAUGUACUUGCAUAUCAAUCAAAGUGACUAUGUCUUCGCUAGAAACAUGGGGGCAGGAAUCAAGUUAGUGAUCCACGAUCACAAUGAGGAGCCAAACAUCAUGAAUUCUGGAUUCUUGAUUUCUCCAGGAUUCACAACCUACAUGCCUUUAGAGAUGACAAAGUACAAAUUCCUUCCCCAUCCUUUCAAGGCAUUUGGGAAUGAAUACUGCGAAGAUGUUGAUAAAGCUGGAUUUAUCAACAAUUUGAAACACCAUAGACUGUAUAGUUACAGUGGUUGUCUGCGGGAAUGCAAAGAAAAGUUUGCUUUCCAGAAAUGUUCAUGUCGUAGUCAUCAUGAUUUAGGACAAUUGGAACCAAUAUGCUCUAUCGAGAGAGAUUAUCACUGUCACAAGCCAGCAAGGGAAGAGUUUGAUGGAAACUUGACACUCCAGAUUGAGUGUGGUUGUCCGAUUCCUUGUUCAAAUAUUGAGUAUAAAACACACAUAUCAAAUGCUUAUUUCCCGGCCAAUUUGUACGAGGAUUGGAUCAAAGCUACAUUCGGGUACACUGACAUACGAGAAAACAUCAUGGAAGUGAGGAUAUAUUAUGAAAGUCUGGUAUAUAAAAGCUUUGAGAAAAUUCAGAAAAUCACAUACAUUGAAAUUCUGGGAACAAUAGGAGGACAGAUGGGUGUUUUCCUGGGAGCCAGCCUACUGACGCUCUCCGAGCUCAUAGAAGUCUUGUUCCUGUCUAUCAUUGUUAUGUGUAAGAAAGCACUCCGUCCUGCAAGAUUAGCUCCCUCUCCUGCUCCCGGUACAUCCAGGAAAUCUCCAUUAAGCAUCAAGACUUUUUGUUUCCACAGUGUUUUCUGGGCAGUGUUAACAUCAGCCAUACUCACAGCCUUCAUUGUGGUUGCGUCUUUGCUGUUUGCAUACUAUGGUGACUUGAAUACCUUAACUACAAUGAGUAUUAAACUCAAGGAAGAACUUGAUUUUCCUCCUGUUACAUUUUGUCCCUUAUCUAAAUAUAACUUCUCAAAAAUUCAAAACAAUACAUCAUUUCUUAGGUACUUGUCAUUUGUGAGCAAAACUAGUUCCCUUUCUGCUGGAAUCGAACUUAAUUUCAGUGACCCGGAAAACACCUUUUUACACGAGGAUGGAAUAGACAAUUGGUUGAACUAUGUCGGAUUUGAAGUGAACGAGACAUUUCUGUCCUGUAGUUACAGAGAAAAAAUGAUGAAGUGCUUCGAUCUGAUGAUACCAAAACUGACUGACAUGGGGCCUUGUUUUAUGUUAGACGACAGUGUUCUGUCUCCGACUUCUAAUCCUGGGAAAUCCCAUGGCUUAUCUCUCUUGCUGCAUAUUGACCAGGAUAAUUUCGUGCACACAGAAAGCAUGGCUGUUGGAAUGAGUGUAGCUAUCCAUCCUAAAGAUGAAGAACCCAACAUGAACCUUGACAGUUUCCUCAUUGGCCCCGAAACAGUAACAGAAGUAGCCCUCGAAUAUAAACAAGACGUUUAUUUACCUGCUCCCUAUUUGGCCUUUACUGACGGUCAUUGUGUGGACGUCACCAGUCCUAACUUAAACUCCCCUUUACAGCACCAUCAGAUCUACAGCCAUCGCGCCUGUGUCCGAGAGUGCAAUCUUGGUGGCUACAUGGGUAUAUUCCUUGGAGCUAGUAUUCUAAGUUUAGUCGAGUUAUCUCAGGUCAUCCUACAGGCAGUUAAGCACACAAUCACAGUGAUAAUAAAGAGAAAAAAGAAAGCGGAUAACCCAAAAGAUGACAUAUAUGUUGUCAUGGAAUAA
Messenger RNA from Saccostrea echinata, 2418 nucleotides. RefSeq names its product acid-sensing ion channel 1-like. The coding region runs from base 1 to 2418 and encodes 805 amino acids. Gene Ontology annotation, biological process: sodium ion transmembrane transport. The transcript has 12 exons. The record is from RefSeq and is a predicted model, not a curated record. Gene Ontology annotation, cellular component: membrane. Lineage: Eukaryota; Metazoa; Mollusca; Bivalvia; Ostreida; Ostreidae. Gene Ontology annotation, molecular function: ligand-gated sodium channel activity.